Messenger RNA from Aspergillus tubingensis, 780 nucleotides. RefSeq lists its product as uncharacterized. The transcript has a single exon. The record is from RefSeq and is a predicted model, not a curated record. NCBI's taxonomy places the organism in Eukaryota, Fungi, Ascomycota, Eurotiomycetes, Eurotiales, Aspergillaceae. The coding region runs from base 1 to 780 and encodes 259 amino acids.
AUGAAGCUCUUCGGGUGGAUCUCGGCCGCAUUCCUCGCUUCGACGGUUCUUUCGUUAGAGACAACACCAGCUCCAUCGAUCGAUACUAUACCAUUCUAUUCACCUCGCAAUGCAGACUCCGGACGAAGGGCCUUUGAAGUACUGCAAUUAUUAAGGAAGCGGAGCGAUAACUGUCCUUCUGGAUAUGAUUCUUGCACAAACCUAGGCUACUCGGAUAUAUGCUGUGCCGAUGGUAGCAGGUGCACUCGCGACGCCGCUGACAAUGUCGCUUGCUGCCCAACGGGAGCGAGCUGUACGGGGACGCUCUCAGAGACUGGAAAUUCUGGGGGAGGCACAACUAGCAGCUUCCGAUUUCCCCAGACAGCGACGGCUACACAGACUACAGAUGGGACGAGUGUGACUCUCACGGGCUCUACAAUUGCCGGGGCAUAUCCAUUUGUCAAUAUCCCGACAUCAUUCGCCAACGCGCGCGUUUGCACAUCAUACUACUCUCUAUGUCAGAGCGAAUAUACCGGCUGUCUUUCGCAACUCGGAGGAGGGUAUGCUGUGACUGUGGCUGCUGAAGGAGGAGGUGUCACUCGCGCUGGAGGAGGCGCUUCUGCAGCUAUAUCGACAUGCUCUAGUCUGAGUAUGGAGGCAUGCCACGGUCUCAGCAUUGGUUACUGCGGCAGUUACAGCACUGAUGUCUACGAGAACCGGGGAACGAUGCCCAGACGGAGUUCCAGUCUUGAGGACCUUUUCUUUGGCAUGUUCAUUGGACUUGCCGGAAUGUUUCUAUGA